Messenger RNA from Serpula lacrymans var. lacrymans S7.9, 525 nucleotides. RefSeq lists its product as uncharacterized. NCBI's taxonomy places the organism in Eukaryota, Fungi, Basidiomycota, Agaricomycetes, Boletales, Serpulaceae. The transcript has a single exon. The coding region runs from base 253 to 456 and encodes 67 amino acids. The record is from RefSeq and is a predicted model, not a curated record.
AGUAAACUGAAUGGAUUCACCCAUCGUUUUGGACUGCCGGUACGUAGGUGUGAUAUACAAACAUAUCGUUCACUAUAGGUCAGGAGUAUGGGACAUUGUUACAAGCUGAAACAAAAAAGUGCGGUGCAAGAUGUACUAUCUCAGUCUGAGCGUGAUUCAACUUGAGCACCCCGUCACGACCUCGAAAUCCACUGCCAGCGAAAAAGCGCCGAACACCGGUACCAAUCCCGUUGAACACCCUCAGUCAUAGAGAUGGUCACAUCCGUUGGCCAUGGCAGAGUCAAUCUUGUCACGUACCGUUUGCAUGUGUUCUGUGUGCAGAACGACAUCACUGAGCGGGCCAUCCAUAGGAGAACUAACAGUCCUUCUAGCCCCAGCUUCGCAGAUGCCUGGUUGAUAUACCAGGAAUCAUCGCAGCCACAAACCGAGCAGCCUGGCAGUCAAAGCGUUCACUAACGUCUCGAUGAUGAUUUCUGUCGAUCCCGCGGUCGAAACUGAGCUGCGUAUUUCAUCGUUCGUGAUCCU